This is a messenger RNA of Hyaena hyaena (striped hyena), 706 nucleotides long. It is a transcript of the gene LYZL6, whose product is annotated as lysozyme like 6. Lineage: Eukaryota; Metazoa; Chordata; Mammalia; Carnivora; Hyaenidae. Gene Ontology annotation, biological process: fusion of sperm to egg plasma membrane involved in single fertilization. The record is from RefSeq and is a predicted model, not a curated record. The transcript is spliced from 4 exons. Gene Ontology annotation, molecular function: lysozyme activity. The coding region runs from base 18 to 464 and encodes 148 amino acids. Gene Ontology annotation, cellular component: sperm flagellum; acrosomal vesicle.
UCUUCUUCCCUCCGAAGAUGAUGAGGACACUGCUCAUUUCCUUGGUCAGCUGCCUCUUUGCCAUAAAUGAGGCCAGGCUCAUCAAUCGCUGUGACUUGGCCAGCGUGCUGCGCAAGGAGGACUUGGAUGGCUUUGAGGGCUAUUCGCUGAGUGACUGGCUGUGCCUGGCUUUUGUGGAAAGCAGCUUCAACCUAUCAAAGGUGAAUGAAAAUGCAGACGGUAGCUUCGACUAUGGCAUCUUUCAGAUCAACAGCCACUAUUGGUGCAAUGACUACCAGAGUCACUCGGAAAACAUUUGCCAUGAGGACUGUAAAGAACUGCUGAGCCCCAAUCUUCUCUCAACCAUUAACUGCGUGAAAAAGAUUGUGUCUGGAGCAGGAGGGAUGAAGAACUGGGCGGCAUGGAGGUUGCACUGUGCGGGCCGGCCACUCUCCUACUGGAUGACAGGAUGUUAUAAGGGAUGAGACGGGUGUGGAGUCAGUCCAGUGUUCCUCACUUCUCACUUGGGAAUUCUUCAUUUCUUCUUCCUCUUGCCUCCACUUCGCGUUAUUUUCUUUCCUUCCCAUUUUAAAAAAGAACUGACCGGAGCCCCAGGAAUACAUGGUUUCCUAGGGCUUCCUCCUUGUAGCCACCCAGGCCCAGGCCUCUGGUUCCUGACUGCCAUUUGCAAACCAAGAGAGGACCACAGUGAAGAAGUUUUUAUAGU